Paramecium sonneborni is the source of this 1298-nucleotide messenger RNA. The record is from the annotation of a GenBank genome assembly. NCBI's taxonomy places the organism in Eukaryota, Ciliophora, Oligohymenophorea, Peniculida, Parameciidae.
AUUUAAUUUCAUGAUGAAUUAUUUUAAUGCUGCCUUUAUGGUCUUUUUGACUGUACAAAUUACUUAUUCAGCUCAUACACUUAACUUAGUGUAAGAUGAAUAAGCAUUAUGCUUAGAUGGAUCAAGAGGAGUAUGAUUAUUAUAAAAUAUAAAAAGUCAUUUUAUUUUGAUAGAGGAAGUGGAAGUGGAGCUAAGUCUUGGAUUAUUUAUUUUCAAGGAGGAGGUUGGAUAGGCGGAAAAAGUUUAGAAGCUACAAAAAAUGAUGCCUUAUCAAGAUCUAAAACUGAAAUGGGAUCAUCAAAAAAUAAGGCCUAAUAAGUAAAUAUAGGUGGAAUCUUCUCAAGAGAUUCUAAGAUAAAUCCUGUGUUAUAUAAUUGGAAUUCUAUUUAUAUUAACUAUUGUGAUGGAACAGGUAAUGAUUAUAUAUUGAUCUCUUAGGACAUUAAGGAUAUGCUAAAGAUCCUAUAAUUGUUAAUGGAGUCAAUCUUUAUUUUAGAGGUAAUUCAAUUACAAGAUCUAUCAUAAAUUAAUUCUUGAAUGAAUUAACUUAAGCUGACAAAGUAAUUGUAUCUGGAUGCUCAGCAGGAGGAUUAGCAUCUUUUACUUGGGUAUAAACAAUCAGAGAUUUAUUACCAUAAAGUGUAACAGUAUUGAAGUACUCUUAAUUGUUAUUUAUUAUAUAGUGUACCAGAUUCUGGAGUGUUUUAAGAUUUAUAAACAUAUGAUGGUUCAAUUUCUUAUAAAAAUACUUAUCAUACUAAUUUCAUGUAAUUGUCAAAUAGUGAAUUAUCUCCACCAAAUACUAGAUGUGUCUAAUCUAAUCCAAAUGAAUAAUGGAAAUGCUUAUUUGCUUAAUAUUUAAUAGAAUAUAUUGAUACCCCAAUCUUUUUUGUAUAAUCACCAUAUGAUUCAUGGUGUAUUCCAAAUAUUUUGAAAUUAUCAUGUGCAAAUGAUGGAACAUUAUUAAAUUGCAAUUAAAAUUAAGUAAAUUUCAUUGAAAGUCAUGCUAUAAGUAUGGAAGUGAUGAUGAAAUCAAGAUUCUCUACUCAUUAUAAUACUGGUGCUUUUGGACCUGCCUGUUUAUAACAUUGGUAUAAAAUAUCAAUUUAUUAUUUUAUAGUUUUCUUGAAAGCUCUUAUUAUCAUGGUACAAAAUUCUAAGUUCCUUCAGGAUCAGGAAAUACAAUUGCCAAGACUUUAUCAUCAUGGGUUUUAGAUUAAUCUAUCUCAUCCAAUUAUUUAGACUUUGUAUCAUGGCCUGAUAAUACUGGAUGUAAUAAUUUAUCCAUAGAUAAUUGA